AGAGGAAAUGAUCCGGGUUUGAUGAUGUCAGAGUCACGAAUAGGGAAUUCCGUUCACCUCAGAGAAAUGUUGAAAAUGUGUUGAGGUCAAAUCGUGCAUGAGUGGCGCGAUGUCCUUGGAAGACGCGGCUGACUAUGCAUUUGCCGCCGUCAAAUUUGACGAAACCGGAAAUUUUGAUGCUGCGAUUUUUUACUAUCGAGCCGCUGCUGAAACUUUGGACACAUUUGGCAAAGAUGGAGGUGUCUUAUCUGCCGAAUGGGAACAGAAAAGAAGCAGCUACGUGGAUCGCUUGAACUUACUGCUACAUUCCCGGGAUGAAAGAAAUGUGUCUGGCGAUAAUGUCGCGAAAGCGCAAAAAUCUGGGCCUUCUUCGAGAGCCAAAUUCCUGCUUUCUCAAGCAUUGGAUGCUGACGAAGCCGGUGCUGUUGACACUGCGCUUGAGCUGUACACAGAUGCCGUGCAGCAGUGUAUUGAAGCGAAAAAGCAAUGUUCGGAUCAGAGUCAAGCAAAUGAACUGCAAAAACUUGCCCUUCAAGCAUUGGAAAGGGCAGAGGUGCUAAAGGGAAUCCCUGUAGCCAAAGAUGCAGCACCACCGCAGUCGACAGCUCCUGUCGACUCAAAACCCAAGAUCCCGUCGUACAUGGUGGGAAGAGUUGUCCCACCCCUUGGAAUCGGAACCAUACGACCAGACGUCCAGCCGCAACACGUUUCAGUGGCGACUCGUUCUGUCGCCAUGAACAAGAGCGAUCAGUUUUAUUCGGAUGAUGAAAUUUCCGUCCUCAAGCACGGGUCGCGAAUCAAUAAACGCGACUACCUACCGUUCAUGAGCAUCGAUUUGCGUGAACGAUUUGCCUUCCCGUUGCCAUUUACGGACAAGGACGGAUUUCUGUCACUUUCAAAGAAGCAGAAGUCCGUGUUUUCCAGAUGGGCGCGUAUCGAGGAGCUCAGCCCGGAGCCGAAAAUGGUUGAUGGGGACGUCGAUUGCUUGUCGAUACGUCAAACAGUCGUUUCGGAUUGUUCUUUCGUUGCAUCGUUGGCCGUUGGUGCCCUGUAUGAGAUAAAAUUUCCUGGAAAGCGAAUCAUAACCGGAACAUUAUUUCCGCAAAAUAGCAAAGGACAGCCAGUUUACAAUCCGUGUGGCAAAUACAUGGUUAAACUUCAUAUUAAUGGCAUAAGCAGGAAAGUGAUCGUCGACGACUUUCUUCCCGUGAGCGCUCGUGGGGAUUUGCUUUGCUCUUACUCGAGCAAUAAGAACGAAUUCUGGAUUUCGAUUCUCGAAAAAGCGUACAUGAAGGUGAUGGGAGGAUACGAUUUUCCUGGGUCAAAUAGCAGUAUAGACCUUGGUGCCUUGACCGGUUGGAUACCGGAAAGAGUCAGUAUUGGACCAGAAACCGAACCGAUGGCAUUUUUUGAAAAGCUGUCGAAACAUAUGCGUCGUGGGGACAUUUUAGUAACUUUGGCCACUGGAAAUUUACCGCAACAUGAAGCAGAUCGUGCUGGCCUGGUUCCCACUCACGCGUAUGCUGUGCUCGAUGUCAAGGACGUUUUGGGCACGAAAUUGCUCAUGCUGAAGAAUCCUUGGGCACAAUUGAGAUGGAAGGGGAAUUACUCGGAGCUAGAUCGCAAUCAUUGGACUCCAGCUUUGAAAGCGGCGCUGAAAUAUGAUCCCCAUUCCGCGAAGACUUUUGACAAUGGUGUUUUCUGGAUAGACUACGCCAGUGUGCUCAAAUAUUUCGACGUGUUUUACUUGAGUUGGAAUCCCAGCAUUUUUUCCAAUACCUACUGCAUUCACAGGACUUGGAAUGCUGGGGUGGGACCUGCCAAGGAUUUGUACACAAUAGGUUUUAAUCCUCAGUUUCGCCUUGAGGUGAAAGGAUCAGCGAAGUCUGUUUGGGUGCUAUUGUCUCGUCACAUAACGGAAAUAGACGAUUUCAAAGAUAACAAGGAAUACAUAACAUUGCUAGUCUACAAGUCGGACGGAAAGAAGAUCUACUAUCCCCAUGAACCACCUCCGUACAUGGACGGCGUUCGCAUCAACAGUCCGCAUUAUUUAUGCAAGAUCGACUUGACGGAUGAAACGAGGCUGUUCACGCUAGUGGUUUCCCAGUACGAGAAAUCCACUACGAUUCAUUAUACGCUCCGUGCAUUUGCCAAAUGUCCCAUUCUCAUUGCACCGAUUUUGGAUCCCUUUAAAUACUUGAAAGAGGAAAGAAGUGGGCAGUGGAAAGGUCGAACUGCUGGGGGUUGCCAAAACCACCGAGAAACGUACCACAACAAUCCAACUUAUCAGAUAAAUUUGGAAUCGACUCCGGCAGAAACUUUGAUAGAACUUCGUGGUCCAAAGCAAUUUGCAGUCGGAUUCGAAGUGAUCAGUGUUUCAGUUAGUAAAGAUGCUCCAGAAUUUCUGCGGAAGAAUAGUGGAGCCUUUCGUUCCGGUUACACGGUGUUACACUUGACAAAUAUGCGCGCGUCGACGUACAACAUCAUUCCAGCCACGUACUCACCUGGCGAGGAAGGUCCCUUCUUUUUGACUGUGAGGUCAACCCAGCCUUUAACUCUGUCUCGUUUGUGAUAUCACGAAGUGACCAAUCGAGCUUCUUACGUGAUUGCGUUAAUAUUUCACUAAGAUUGAUUGGAUAAUCCCGAGAAGGUGCCCGCAUUUGCGAUGUGUGAUGACUUCUCAUUGAUCGGUGACACGACCUGUUCGACGAUUUCGUUCUCGAAAGUAUUGCGGCUCAAAGAGGUUUUACGUUUUCACCUGCUCCAUCUAGUUUAAUAAACCAAAUUGAUUGGCUAUGGGUCAUUGUUCGGUCCAAAUUCAAUGGGUUGAUAAACAUUAAAUUCAUAAAUUGUCGUAUAAAAGUUUUAUCUCAGUGUUUGAUUUCGUGUUGCACGCACGCGCUUCAAUUUUCGUGAAUUGCUUCUGCAUCCCGCCGAAAAAAGAAGAAAUAACGUUUCACAUCUGGCAAUUUUUUCUAUAUCCAGUUUCUGACGCUUUUUCCACGUAUAGUAAUAUCCCAGUGUUGUCAUUGGCAUCGACUUCGAAAUAAAUUACUCCAUGCAUUGAUCGAUCAAGAACGGCAUUUGGAAGUUAGUUUUCGGAUCAAGCGGAAGCUUUGAGGAAAAUUUACGGUUAUCACAGUGAAAAAAGUAUUGCAAAAACCUUCAAUGUGACAAAGACGCAUGGAAAAUGAAGAUCAGUUUUAAGACAAUAUAGCGUAAUGUUUCCGGCGUGCUGCAAAUUUGAAAUUUCGUGCAUAUGACGGUAAUCUUGGUGAUUUCCAUCGUUCUGUUAGGUUAUAUAGCAUGAGCAAUCCGUUUUUUAAUGAAAUUGAAAUGACGUCUUGUUUUUUCUAAUGGCAAAAUUUUGAUUCAUUCUUCCAGCCGUUUGUUGAUUUUUUUUUAAAGAAAUGGAUCGUAUAAAAUAUAUUUUGAAGAAAAGCUGAAA
This is a messenger RNA of Notodromas monacha, 3448 nucleotides long. Lineage: Eukaryota; Metazoa; Arthropoda; Ostracoda; Podocopida; Cyprididae. The record is from the annotation of a GenBank genome assembly.